AAAAUACUAUAAGAAAAGUCAAUAAAUAAUAGUAUUAUGACUCGAAAGUCGAAUUUGCCUUUUUGCUCGCAAAUAUUAGUAGAUUCUGCGACAGGUUAUCUGGGAAAUACAACUAGGGAACAGGAUCUAAAAGUGGAGGAAUUGCGUAAAGAACUUGAGGAGGAGGGGUUUUCUGAGCGUUUGGAUACACCAUCUAUGGUUUAUUUUAUUUUUUAAAAUUAAAUAUUAUGAUUGAUUUAAAAAUUUAUUAGUUACGGUUUCUUAGAGCUCGUAAAUUUGAUGUUUCUCAGGCAAAAACUAUGUUUGUGGAAUGUGAACAAUGGAGAAAAGAUUUUGGAGUAGAUGAUAUUGUAAAAACGUUUUGCUACAAUGAAAAAAUGGAUAUUUUUAGAUAUUAUCCUCAAUAUUAUCAUAAAGAAGAUAAGUAUGGUCAGCCGAUUUAUAUAGAACAUCUUGGGAAAAUAAAUCUUAAUGAAAUGUAUAAAAUUACUACAGAAGAGAGGAUGCUGCAAAAUCUUGUUUUUGAGUAUGAAAAAUUUAUUCAUCAUAGACUGCCUGCAUGUUCUAGAAAAAGUGGAAGACUUAUUGAAACAUCUUGUACAAUUAUGGAUCUUAAGGGUGUUGGUAUUUCUAGCAUUAGUUCAGUAUAUAGUUAUGUAAAAAAGGCGACAUUUAUUGGACAGGCAAGAUAUCCAGAAAGAAUGGGUAAAUUCUAUAUGAUUAAUGCUCCUUGGGGAUUUUCAUCUGCAUUCAAAGUAAUAAGACUUCUUUUAGAUGCUGCAACUGUGAACAAAAUAUAUAUUCUUGGGACAGAUUAUAAAUCAGUUUUAUUGGAACAAAUUCCAGAAGAAAAUCUCCCAAAAAUACUUGGAGGUACCUGUGAAUGUGAUGGUGGAUGUGAGUUUUCUGAUGCAGGUCCAUGGAACGAUCCUAAAUGGAUGCAAUCUUCUUCUAACGAAAUCGAUUUUCAGAAGAUUAAUAAUAAUGAAAUCAAUUAAGAAAUUUCCGU
Messenger RNA from Pneumocystis murina B123, 1009 nucleotides. RefSeq lists its product as hypothetical. Lineage: Eukaryota; Fungi; Ascomycota; Pneumocystomycetes; Pneumocystales; Pneumocystaceae. The transcript has 6 exons. The record is from RefSeq and is a predicted model, not a curated record. The coding region runs from base 300 to 998 and encodes 232 amino acids.